CGUGCGCGUGUAGGCUUACUUAACCAACCCCAUCCCCCUACUCUUUCCCCUACCCUUACCCACCUACCCACCCCUCCGUCUCUCCGCCGCCCCCUUCGAAGAAGAAACCCUCAUCGCCCAAUCCAAUCGCACCAAAUCCUGGAAGUCUCGGCCAAGAGCAGCUGAUCGUCUUCAUCCGAUUCUGUCGCAUCCCUACGCGAUCCGACCCAACUCGCAGGAAGGAGCGUGAUGGCCAAGAGCUCGUUCAAGAUGGAGCACCCCCUCGAGAGGAGGCAGUCUGAGGCUAACCGGAUCAGAGAGAAGUACCCUGACAGAAUUCCUGUGAUUGUUGAGAAGGCUGAGAGAAGUGAUAUUCCUGACAUCGACAAGAAAAAGUACCUCGUCCCUGCUGAUCUUACUGUCGGACAAUUUGUGUAUGUUGUUCGGAAGCGGAUCAAGCUCAGUGCUGAGAAGGCUAUUUUCAUCUUUGUGAAGAACACUCUUCCACCAACAGCUGCUCUGAUGUCUGCAAUAUACGAGGAGAACAAGGAUGAGGACGGAUUCCUCUACAUGACUUACAGUGGCGAGAACACCUUUGGGCUGCUUUAGGCGGCGACACAGCAAUUGGGUCAACCCAACACUUGCUUCCUUACUAAUGGCUCCUGUAAAUAAGAAUUGUCUAGCAACUGUGUAUAUUCGGGUGUACCUCCUCGCAAAUCCUCGCACUCUAUUACCAAAAUACCUACAAGAUGUUCUAAGCAUAAAACUGCUGCUUACAUCAAGUUAUGGACCCUGCAACUAGUCCUUAUGUUA
Molecule: messenger RNA, 792 nt
Organism: Phragmites australis (common reed)
Lineage: Eukaryota; Viridiplantae; Streptophyta; Magnoliopsida; Poales; Poaceae
Product: autophagy-related protein 8C
Exons: 7
Coding region: 229-588 (119 amino acids)
Biological process (GO): cellular response to nitrogen starvation
Source: RefSeq, a predicted model, not a curated record